Molecule: messenger RNA, 2682 nt
Organism: Bacillus rossius redtenbacheri
Lineage: Eukaryota; Metazoa; Arthropoda; Insecta; Phasmatodea; Bacillidae
Product: hemicentin-2-like
Exons: 16
Coding region: 1-2682 (893 amino acids)
Source: RefSeq, a predicted model, not a curated record
AUGACAACUGAGAACCAGGCGCGCCAGGCGACGGAGCGGGUAGUCGACACGACCUCCAGGUCGACCUCUGCUCUCGCCGAGACAGGUAUCGAUAAUGGCCGCGCCGCGAGGUGCGUGACGCGACUGCUGAAUGGCUUCCACCUCCUGCACCCGCGGCUGGUUCCUGCUUUUUUUCUGUCCGCCGUCGUCGCGGGAAGGCCUCGGAUAACGACGCGGGCCAUUAUAGCGGAGCGCGCCUUUGGGCCGCCGCCCUCGGGGGCCGCGCCGGGGUGGAAGACGUUUCUCCGGCGAAUGGCACUCGCUCGCCCUGUGAGCAGCGAGUGGGAGACUUCAGUGACGCUGAGGGGAUCCGACCUCACGGAUGGUUCGAGUCCCAGUGCGACCAGCUGGGAGCAAGACGAAGAGUCCGUCAGGCGGAGCUGCGUGCGACCACAGGACGAGGCGAGCAGCGACAGCGACAGCGACAGCGACAGCGACAGCGACAGCGACAGCGACAGCGACAGUGACAGCGACUACACACUCGGCGGUGCUUACCCGGGCGUGGUCGCGGUGGAGGCGCUGUUGGGACGGCCGGCGGCGCUGCCCUGCGACAUCGAGCCGUCCACGAGGGACGACCGCGUCUACAUGGUGCUGUGGUUCCGGGACUCCGCGGGCAAGCCGCUCUACACGCUGGACGCGCGCGGGCGCACCAUGGCGACGGCGCUGCGCUGGUCCGACCCGGGGGCGCUGGGGUCGCGCGCCUUCCUAGCCGCCGCCUCCCGCCCGGCGCUGCUGUCCAUCGACGCCAGUCGCCCGGAGGACGAGGGCGCCUACCGCUGCCGCGUCGACUUCAAGAACUCGCCCACGCGCAACUCCCAGGUCAACCUCACCGUCGUAGUGCCUCCCGAGCAGCUGGUGGUUUACGACGGCUCCGGCCAGCCAAUCAGCGGCUCCGUGAUCGGGCCAAUCGCAGAGGGAUCUGAACUCGUGCUCACCUGCCACGUGAUAGGAGGCCGGCCGGCGGCGCGCGUGUGGUGGCUGGUGGACGGCGAGCCGGUGGCGGGACAGCCCCCGGGGGCGGGCCACAGCCGGCUGGAGGCGGGCCGCGCGCUCCGCGGACUGCAAGGCGCCGCCUACCAGUGCAGGGCCGCCAACAGCCGCCUGCUGCCCCCAGUGCACCGGACCCUGCAGCUGCAACUGCACCUGGCGCCCCUGUCGGCGAGGCUGCGAGACGUGCCGCGGCGGCUGGCGGCGGGGCGGGAGGCGGAGGUGGCCUGCGAGGUGGCAGGCUCGAGGCCCGCCCCCGUCGUGUCCUGGUGGCUCGGAGACGCCCGCCUCCCUCAGCACCAGGUGGUGCAGUCUGGCUCGGACUCGCUGCUGCUGAGCCGCGCCAGGUUCGUGCCGCGGCCGGGAGACGAGGCCCGCGCGCUGCGCUGCCGCGCGCACAACCCCCUGGUGCCCGCCCCGCCGCUCGAGGCCUCGCUGCUGCUGCCCGUCGUCUAUCCGCCGCAGGUGUCCAUGCAGCUGGGGAGCACCCUGGACGCCGACCACAUCAAGGAGGGCGACGACGUGUACUUCGAGUGCGGCGUGCGCGCCAGCCCGCGCGAGCACCGCAUCCUCUGGCUGCACGACGGAGCGGCGGUGACGCAGAACAUCCCGGCCGGCGUGAUCGUGAGCGCGCGCAGCCUGGUGCUGCAGAGCGUCUCGCGCAACAGCAGCGGCUCGUACGUGUGCAGGGCCGCCAACAGCGAGGGAGAAGCCAGCAGCAGCCCCGUCCGCCUCAGGGUCCGCUUCGCGCCGGCCUGCCGCAGCGACGAGGCGCGCGUGGUGGGCGCCUCCCCGGGCGAGACGGUGCAGCUGCGGUGCGGCGUGGAGGCUGAGCCCGCCCCCGCCGCCUUCGAGUGGCGGCGCGGCCACGGCGGCGGCGGCGGCGGCGGCGGCGAGGCGGCGCGGCGCCCCGGAGACCGCCUGGACUACGCCGUCGCCUCGGACCGCGACUACGGCAGCGUCGCGUGCUGGGCCAGCAACGCGGUCGGCCGCCAGACGGAGCCCUGCGUCUUCCAGCUGGUGCCGGCAGUGAAGCCCAGCCCCCUGGAGAACUGCACGCUGCGCCUGGCGACCAACGGCAGCGAGGACGCGCUGCGCGUGGAGUGCGUGGCGGGCCACGACGGCGGCCUGGGCCAGCUCUUCGUGCUGGAGGCCUACGAGUCGCGCACGACGCGCCUGCUGCUCAACAUGACGGCGCGGGACCGGCCGCUGUUCCGCUUCAACCUGGAGGACGUGCGGUCUCCGGGGGCCGCCAGCACCCGCCUGCAGCUGUACGCCGUCAACCCCAAGGGCAGGGGCGAGCCGUUCGUCCUGGAGGACAUCGCCCCCGGGGACGCCGAGAAGAGAACAGAGCCGAUGGCCGGCGCGAGCGGCAGUGGACUGUACGCGGUGCCCUUGGCGGCCGCGCUGGUGGGCAGCACGCUGACAGUCGCCCUCGCCGUGUUCCUAGUGGCGACGAUCUCCGCGCGGCGGCAGCACUGCUCCUCGCUCCAGAAGAGUGGCGCCCUCUGCCUCCAGAAGAGCGACACGCCAACUCUGCAGGCACCUGCCACGCUCGGCAAGCAGCAGUACGUCAUGUCCUACACUGUCAAGUCGAAAGACCUGGCGGACAGCCAGCCUGAUAUCCUCAAGCCUUCGAGAGUCCAUUCCUCUUGA